AAGUAACUAUGAUCCAGAGGCCGAACUGGGACGAAUAACUUAUUCUAAUGAAUUAUAAACUUAAUAGGGCAUGCUUUAUCAAAUUGCAUUGAAUUGCACGGGGGUCAUGUUUUGCAGACUUGCAAUGUGGUUAACACUAAAAAAAGGAAGGAAAUGAAGAACAACUCAGGUUGAAGAACGUUUUUCAUGCCUGCACACAUACCAGCGUCUGAAAUGAAGCUCCUCAUGCUUGUGGCUAUUCUGUCAGGUGCUGCAGCCCUUUCUGGACCAGACCAGGUGAACGGCUUGCUUCGGGAAUCAGUGACUAUCCAGUGUCGUUAUGGCAAAGACUACAAGGACAGUGUGAAAUACUGGUGUAAAGGACUCACCCAGACCUUCUGUGACACUGUGGUAAGAUCUAAUGGCCUUCAGACAAACGACACCAUCUCCAUCAGUGAUAAUAAAACUGAAGGAGUGUUCACUGUAACUAUGAGGGAUCUGAGAGAAGAGGAUGAAGGAUGGUACUGGUGUAGAAUAGAAAGAAGUGGCUAUGAUGAAGGCACUUCAGUGUAUCUCACUGUCAACAAAGACAUGGUGACUGGCUGGAUUCAGGGACUGGUGACUAUCCAGUGUCGUUAUGAUAAAGGCUUUAAUGACUAUUUGAAAUACUGGAGUAAAGGAAGGAUUUUUAAAGACAGUACUGUUCUGGUGAAAACGGAUGAGACCAAGACACCAAACAGGAUCUCCAUCAGUGAUAAUAAAACUGAAGGAGUGUUCACUGUAACUAUGAGGGAUCUGAGAGAAGAGGAUGAAGGACGGUACUGGUGUGGAAUAGAAAGAACUGGCUAUGAUGAAGGCACUUCUGUGUAUCUCACUGUCAACAAAGGAACGUUGAAACCAACCGCUAAGACAACAACAACAACAACAACAACAACAACAACAACAACAACACCAACUGCUACAACACCAACACCAACAACAGAAAGAACAGCCCCAGCCACUGCAAGCACUGCUGUGAACACCUCUUCAUCUCCUGGACAAACAGGACCCACUACUUCACAAGAUGCCAGUAAUUUACUGAUAAUUCUUUCAGUCGUCUGUGGAUGCCUGCUAUUCUUGUGUGUGUUUUGUCUAAUUAUCAGGAUGAAGAUGAACAGGGAUAAACAAAAAGGGGCCAUAAGGAGCAGCACACCACCUUCCGUAACAUAUACGACAGUAAGAUUUCAGAACAAUGCACAGACGCCAGCAGGUGACGGAAUCUAUGCAAAUGUGAACCCUUCCCAGAGGCAAACCGAAGCACCGCAGAGGUCUGAGUCUGUGGAGUAUUCCGUCCUUGCAUUCUGAUUCUGAGGACUGUUCCAUUGAUAUUGACUUGACCAGCAGUCACACAGAGGCGCAGUUUGGAAAACACCAAGAGUCCAGUGGGGUUACUGUCAUGGGGGAAUGUCCCCAGAGUGCCUGGAUGUUAAUCCAGUCCUGGGACCCCUGCAUGAAGUGCUUGAAUCACAGAAACUAUACCUCCUUGUGUGAAUAGCUGGUUAGCAGGAAAUGAACACGUUAUCGUUAAGUGCACUGUAAAUGGCAUAUAGCUGUUGCCUUCAAUAUUAUUUUCAAUUAGUUAAUAAAUACAACACAGUAAAUAGUGUGCCUUUUUAGAUUUGUUUUCAGAGAUACUCACCUCAGUCACCAUGACAAAGUGGGUUAUCAACUAAAUGCUUUAUUUCGGCAGUGGGUUCAUUUUUCAGGAUUUGGUUUGUAUUGAUGAUUAAUUAAAUUGCUUUUUUAUAGUUUAUUUGUGUAUGAUAUCUUAAUCAUUAUUCAAGAAUUGUAUGACUUUUCUGACAAUUCUAUCGCCUGUGUAGCAUUGAUUUGGUUUAAUCUGUUCAUAUCUCUGAUCUAUUGUAUCUGUGUAGCUGUGCUACCAGGCCUAGCUGAGGAUUACUGCUUUCACUAUGCUAGUAACGCUUUUGUAUCUCUGUCUUGAUAUACAACUUUUGUACAUGCUGUUGAAAUAAAAUAUAUAAAUACAUAAUAA
Molecule: messenger RNA, 2014 nt
Organism: Acipenser ruthenus (sterlet)
Lineage: Eukaryota; Metazoa; Chordata; Actinopteri; Acipenseriformes; Acipenseridae
Product: CMRF35-like molecule 1
Exons: 7
Coding region: 187-1323 (378 amino acids)
Source: RefSeq, a predicted model, not a curated record